Schistosoma curassoni is the source of this 3271-nucleotide messenger RNA. NCBI's taxonomy places the organism in Eukaryota, Metazoa, Platyhelminthes, Trematoda, Strigeidida, Schistosomatidae. The record is from the annotation of a GenBank genome assembly.
GGAAAACCAUGACACACUCCACUUGAGGUAUACAACUCGGGUAAACUUCAUCAUAAGCUCUGAUUCGACCAGUAGUGUCUAAGUAGAGAACUUUCACAAGGUUAAUAUACUUAUUUGGUACACCUUUCAGUGAUAAACUCGGUCACGAAACCUCUCAAUCGACAAGUUCAGAUGCUUCCUUGCGGUCAUGAAACUGUCCGCCGGUAUGUGUGCCUGUUUUCCAAAAUCUGACGAAAAGUAAAUAUUCAGUUCAUACAUGCACCUUUAUGCGUGAAACAUUCGCGAUGCUCCUCAGUUCGCUUCUGACGAGUUCUAGUUAAGCAUCACGUGAUUAUAGAUACAAAUAUUUCAAAUACUGUCAGUCGAGUUGACUUGUUUGUGGUUAUCACAAGAAGAUUGCUAUCCUUUUUUAUAAACUGAAAAUCAUCGAUCAAGAUCAGCCAGACGGGAGCAUAUCCUACUCCCAAACUCUUACCAGUAUUCCAGUCACCCUAGCUGAUCAGAGUUCAAGCUUGUGGCUGAAAAGAGAUGUCAGUCUUUUGUCAAGCCUUUCAAAUGAUGGGUGAUGAUGAUAUGAUCUAUUUGUGUCCACCGUUGUGUUGAUGUCGGAAGGUACCAGUCCUCACAUUAUCUCUUGUUAUGUUCAAAGUUUGUAGUUGCUAGGACUAAACGGUUGUUUGAGCGUAUUUAGAGGAGACGGUCACCGUUAUCUGCUGCGUUUUCCUGUGAUGCCCUCAGGCACAAUGAAGUAUUUUUCAGUUUGAUUUAGCUUACGGAUGUGAGCGUUAAGGCGAUCUGCUACUACUAUUUUGUAAGAGUGCCUGGUUUUCCUAAUGUCGUAAAGUUUUUUGUAAGUCACUUUGUACUCUAUUUAAGAUGAAGUUAUCGGAACUUUGGCCGAGAUGACGAAGGGACAGUGUGGUUUGUCAGUAUAUUUCGGUGUUCUUACUAUAUUGUUGAGAUGGACAGCAAAUAAGCGAAGUUACUAACUGCAUUUGGCGAUUUGUGUAUGUAAAUGUCUUAAUGCUAAAAGUAUAAAAUUAUCCUGAAAAGAUUUAUUUGCAGAAAUAAAAUUUUUAGGAGAAAUUAAAAUGCUGUAUCCUCAAUUUUAAGUAAAAGUAAAUUCAGCUUGUUUACUGUUGGUUGAGCAUAAUUCUCGUCAAUUUUUAUAUCAUUGUUCGUCUCUAGAUCAUUUAAGCCUUUGAACUGAAAUAGAAUGGCUCGUAUUGAACUCAUACGUAGAUUGCGACUAUUCACAGUUUUACGUCGAAUGUCAGAUUAUGAUAAUCGAUUUGGUACAACCAAACUAGUGAUGCCAGUUGUUUCACGUCCUGCUUCAUUUUUUUCUUUCAUCAAGUCGAAGCUUAGUGAAGCUGCCUCUAGUCAGUCUAAAGACUCUCAGAGUGUACCAAAUGACAGUGAGUGGUUGGAUGCAGUCCAAGAAGUUGAAAAAUCGGAAUUGUUACAUUGGAAAGGAUCUGAUACUAGUAUGACUAGGACAGAACUUCGAAAAUGGAAGAAACGUACAUUCCUUCAUAUUUUAGAAAUGUUUAUUCAACGAUCAGGACCAAGUCGUAAAGGUUUCACUUCGUUUAUUGAAAAUGCACUAAUUAAAAUGCCUGAAUAUGAAGUGGUUGAUGAUUUAGAUUGUUAUAAAGCAGUAAUUCGUUUAUUUCCUACUGGACGAAUGGUUGUGAAACGUUUCUUACAAGCUGAUUUUGGUCAUUUUCCAAAACAACAACAAGUUAUGAUUGACAUAUUAAGUCAAAUGUCAAGAUAUCACGUCCUGCCAGAUGAUGAAGUUGGCCAAAUGAUUAUCGACAUUUUCGGUUGGCGUAAUCAUGCUAUGAAUGCUUAUCGUCGUCUAAUGUAUUGGAUGCCUAAAUUGUAUUAUAGUAAUCCAUGGACAUUACCACUUCGUAUCGUUGAUGAUCUUGAUUUAGAUCCCAUUAAAUUGGGCUGUUUAAUUGCUGAAAGAAUAUGCCCCGAUCGGAUGACAGAAUUCACUGUUGUACAGAUGUCUUCAUCUAAUCCUAAUAGACCAGAUUCACUUAUCAGUGCUCAAAGUCCUGAACAGCGUGCAUUACUAGCAUAUUGUACUAAUAAACAAAUUCACAAUGAUCAAAUUAAUAAUACUCAAUGUACAAAACCAACGAUUUAUUUAGAUGGACCACAUUAUGUAUGGUUUAGAAAUUUACAAGCUGCUUAUUACACCUUAUGGACAGAGAUCGAUGCUGAUCGAUUAAAAAAAGAAAUUAAUUCAGUAAAAGUUAACCAAGUGCCAAAGCAUAGUGCAGACGAACCGUAUAAUCUUUCGUUCUUCAACUAUUCUAAUGAUAGUUCAAAUAUAGUACUGAAUAGUUCCAAUUCCCAAAAUGCGAAUCGCUCACUUUUUCCACAUAUGAGUCUUCUUCCUACAGUGAGUUCAGUUGGUACUGAAUUGCACCAUUGUAAUGAAGAUAAUGUCUUUACAAGAUUUAUAAGUAAGUGUGAACCAGAAUUCGAUAAACGUUGGCUUUCAAUUCGUCAAAGUCAUGUCUAUAAAUACUUACCAUCCAAUCUAUGUCAACAUGAACAAGGUGAGGGUACAAUACUUGCUGUUGGAGUUGUUGUACCUAAACCAGAUGCUUUGGAUAAUCAGAAAAAGUUAUAUGAUUGGGAAGUUUCUAACAGAAUUCAUCAUACAGAUUCAAAAGAUUGUAAACAACGAAAUCAAAAAGAAAGAUACAAUUUACCACAAAUCCCAUCACCUGCAUCUUCCGCACUUAUUCGACUUUGGUUAAGUGAACUGCACGCUAAAAAUCCUUUCUUUGAUGAUGCUGCAUUAGUUAUUCGAGUUCCAAUGAAUAUUGAUCAGGGCCAAAAAUCUGGAAAUAAUAGUCGUACUGAUGAUGAUUUACAUUUACAGAAUCAAGAUAAGGAUAUUAAGUAUGAAUCGUGUAAUUAACGGACACAUUACAUUGUGUAAAUAAAUUGUUUGCGUUUUGAGUAAACAAUAGUAAUAAUUUUAAUUAAAAUGUACAUAUAAACCUCAAUGUUGAUUAUCAGUCUUAUCAACUUAGGUAUGGACUAUUUUCUAUGUAUUAGUGGAAUCAUUGUUAAAGAAUAUGCUUUUUCCUCAUGUAUUUUACACAUAAUACGUAUCCCUACCUGUUAGAGCAACAAUUAUUAAUCACAAGUAGGGACUGUGAUUUUAUGAUUAUUCGAUAUCUUAAUGAAUGUAUCUUAGUUUAAUUUAUCCAUAGUUUUGCAUUAAAAAACCAAUUGAUAC